Messenger RNA from Esox lucius (northern pike), 5903 nucleotides. RefSeq names its product TOX high mobility group box family member 4 b (gene tox4b). Gene Ontology annotation, biological process: regulation of transcription by RNA polymerase II. The record is from RefSeq and is a predicted model, not a curated record. Gene Ontology annotation, molecular function: chromatin DNA binding. Gene Ontology annotation, cellular component: nucleus. Bases 706 to 2670 code for a protein of 654 amino acids. The transcript has 9 exons. Lineage: Eukaryota; Metazoa; Chordata; Actinopteri; Esociformes; Esocidae.
UAGCAGUAAUUACUUGAGCCUUAUGUGCAUAUAAAGCCACAAAUAAUGUUAGAUUUUCGGUGAAAGUCACAUUGUAAAGCCCCUGAUACACCAAUCUUCACAUUGGAGCCCGCCCCCGGGGUUAUGGUGAUUAUAUUCCAAAUCCACCAUUCUGGUUCCAUUGAGCAGCCUUAGAACGCGUCUGUGGUCUGCGUACUUGACCUGAACACCGUGCUGAUGUGGGAAAGGAUUGGACUAGCUGAUAUGCACCCGUGAAAACGGUCAUUUAUGUGACACUAUAUACACUCUGUGACAUUUAACGUUUGUUUUUAUGAUUUCAACUGCGUGUCUGUUUUGAUCCGAUUUUGGUAGUCAUACAUUUGACUAGAAAGGUACCGCUAGCACGGUAUUGGGUACUGUCUACAGACUUGCGUCAGCAUAGUAGGAUAGCCACGCUAGCUAGCUAGUAACGGACGUGAUGGUUAUUUUUGGGAUGAGUGAGUGCUGGCAUGUAUAAAAGCAAUAUUUAGCCAUAUAAGCAUAGCGAACGACUGGUUCGUUUUAUACCGUUGCGUCUUUUAAUUAGUUUUGUUUAGCAUCUUGAUUUCGUAUUCAGUUGCCAAUAUGCUAAAAACGAUUUACAUGGUACAGUAGUUUUAGUUAAGACGUUUUUCCGCAUAUGGUCAGUUGCAUUGGUUGAAUGUCGUACAAGGCGCCUUAUAGAAAAUGGACCUGAAUUUUUACGCUGAUCUAACGGAUGGGACCGGGCAACACGGUGAUUCAGAGUUUCUGGACCCUGGUUCUUUCAAUGGAUUUGACAAUAAGUUCCCCGGAGGCACUGAUAACUAUCUCACCAUCAGUGGGGCAGGACAUCCCUUUCUCUCCUCCUCUGAGACGUUUCAUACCCCCAGUCUGGGAGAUGAGGAGUUUGAGAUCCCCCCCAUUUCCUUGGACCCGGACCAAGCCCUCACCGUGUCCGACGUGGUGGCGCACUUCGGAGAGCUCUCGGACGGGGAGCGAAGCAGCCUGUCUGCCGCCGGGAACGCGGUGGUCGGGGCGGAUGAUCCAUCCUUCGCGUCCACCUUCGUCAACCCGGGGUCCCAGGGCCUGGACAACCACCUGACGCUUGGGGGCAUGGGUCAGCCUGGCGGAGGGGGAGCUAUGCUUGGGUCGGCUCUGGGCAUGGAUCUGGGCCACCCCAUUGGCUCCCAGUUCAGCAGCUCUUCUCCAAUGACCAUAGACGUCCCGCUGAGUGACAUGGGCCACGGCCUGUUGGGCCACAACCAGCUGACCACUAUUGACCAAUCAGAACUCAGUGCCCAGCUGGGACUGAGCCUUGGGGGAGGGGCCAUCCUGCCGAGGUCGCAGUCGCCAGACCAACCACUGUCGGCCGCUGCUUCACCAGCUGGCUCCCUACAGGACGACGAUAUGGACGACUUCCGACGGAGCGUCUUGGUCGAGUCUCCCAUGUCUCUGGGUGUCAUAUCUCUGGAUCCCACUCUCUCCGACUCCCCGUUUCCUACCUCCGGCCCCUCCAGCGCCCCCUCCACCCUGGUCCGGAGAGGAGGUGCAGCUGGAGGAGGUGGGAAGAAAGGAAGGAAGAAGAAAGACCCCAACGAGCCCCAGAAGCCUGUGUCGGCCUACGCUCUGUUCUUCAGGGACACGCAGGCUGCCAUUAAAGGCCAGAACCCCAACGCCACCUUCGGAGAGGUGUCCAAGAUAGUGGCCUCUAUGUGGGACAGCCUGGGGGAGGAACAGAAACAGGUGUACAAGAGGAAAACUGAAGCAGCGAAGAAGGAGUAUCUGAAGGCUCUGGCAGCUUAUAAGGCAGAUAUACUUUCCCAGCCGACCAUCGAGGUUCUGGACACCGCCCCUUCGCCUCCCUCUCCGCCUCCCCCCGCCCCACUCCCAACCCCCGCCGCGCCUCCCCCCCGCUCCAGCCGCUCCUUCGCCCCAGAGGAGAACACCAUCACCAACAUCUGCACCUCCAACAUCAUCCUGGCGGGUGGCGACCUCACCCAAGUCACCACCCGCUCCCGCACGGGGGCGCACAAACCCCCCGCCGCCCCUACGCUCCCGCCGGCCCCGCCCACCGUCGCCAAGAUCAUCAUCAAGCAGCAGACGUCGCCGUCGGGGGUGACGGUGGUGUCGAGCAGCACCGUGUCGUCGGCCCGCCAGCCCCCACCGCUCCAGCAGAUGCAGAACACGCCGCCACCCCCCCGCCUCCAGCAGAUGGUACACGCCCAGGCGCCCCCACCGCUCCAGGCCAAACCCCGGCCCGGGGGCGCUACUGCCCCGCCCCCGCUUCAGAUCAAGAUCGUCCCCCCUGCCGCUGAUCUGGACUCUCCCAUUAUCGUGACCGCAUCGGGGGGGUUAACGGCGUCGGGCGUGGACACACCAGCCUCGGGGGCGGAUGUCCAGUCGGCCGCCAUAGUGACGGCGUGUUCGACGGAAGACGGUGUCGAAGGAGAGGAGGCGAUGCAGGUGGAGUUGAAUGUGUCUCCGGGGCCAGACGUAACCCAGACCACCUGUCCUAACAUCUGUGUCCGAGCCGGCUGCAGUAACCCGGCUGUGGAGAACAAGGACUGGGACAUGGAGUACUGCAGCAACGAAUGUGUGGCCACGCACUGCAGGGACGUGUUCUUGGCCUGGUGUGCGAUUCGGGGGCAGAACUCCACCACUGUCACGUAGGGAAUGGACGAAAGAGGAGUGAGAGAUGGACAUGGAGAGCAGAGAGGGCCAAGGAGUGUACAGAAGGUGGACACGGGGGGAGGGGGGGAGACGGAGCGGGACUCGUGCUGUUUUCCACAACCAGACUUUGUCCUCAAAGAAGAAUCAAGUGGAAGACCAAAUCUCCUGUGAUGAUAAAUUAUCAAGUUUAAAUAGAGUAUUUUAUAUGACAUGUUUUUAAUCAUUUUAAAAUGUUGGGAAAGGUAAUAUAAUGCUACAGGUUCUCCUGGUUUGUCUCUUGGGUUUCGUAAGUAGUUGGACAAAGGGCACCUCUUUGGAAAUGUCACUGUAAAUGAUACAGUAGAUCUCUUACCAUCUCUGACAAAUGACAUGAGUUUUGUCCUGGCCACAUGAUCAAACAGGACAUAAUGACCAUUUUCUUCCUGACCAGGUUACUUGAUCUGAAAAAGAAAUCGCAACCCUAUCCAUCAGCCAACUCUUAUUUUUUUUUGGUCUGUGCCAUCUCUCUUCUGACUGUUACAUUGAAACAUUGUUCCCAGUCUAAAUAGUGUCCUACUCAACAAGUGGUUGAAGGCCUCGCUGUGGAUUACGAUUGGCUAGCUCUGCCCUACCAUGUUCUAAUGGCUAAAGUUGAUUUUAUCUGUCGUUGAUUUCCAGUGCUUUAAUAAUGAGGCAUCUCUAUCCAUUCCAUUUAUAUACAUUAACACUAAUGGAUAUGUUGUGCCAUAAGAAGAGUAGAAACCAAAAUAAUAAUAAUAAUGAGUGGUAUCCUGGCUUUAAAUUCUACCUGUGACAGGAGCUAAACCUCAAGACUUCCUUUCUGAGUGUACCACAUACUGAAACCAGAGGUGAAAUACUUCCCUCUCUGUAAGUGGUACUGCAGGUAAUUGUCAGACCGUCAUAUGGCUGUUGCUUCCCAUUCUAUCUGAAGCCUCCUUCCAGCCAAAAAGUCCCAUCUAGCAAACUGGUCAAUGGUUUCAAAGACAAAAUAAGUGACUACUGAUUUUAGCUGUACAUCUGAACCUCAUUUAGUGGGGAUUGUGAUCGUUUAUAUGCCCGAGACAGGAAGUCCCUUUUUGAGAAGUCGGGGUUUUUUUUAUAACAAUGGCCGAGUCCCAAAUUAACUUCAUUGGGCAAACGUCAGGAAUGUUUGCAUUUUGGUAGUUUAGCAGGCACUUUUAUCCAGUCCGACUCGGCACAGAGUGCAUGCAUUUCUCUGUCCCGUGCGGGAAUCCAACCCCUGGCGCUGCCGGUGCUCUGCUCUACCAACUAAACGACGAUGAGCAGAACCUUGCUGUGGGUUAACUCCCAAGUGGUCCCUUACAGUAAGCACCAGGAAGUGGAAUCCCGUAAGACUGGUGGUUUUGAGCUUGGGGAAAUUCACACGCGAGAGCAUAGGCGUACCUAAUCACGAUGUGGGUUUGUAUGUCUGAUUUUCAGAUGAAAUGCCUCCUAAAUGGAUCGUCUUUCAGAAUAACAGGAGAUAUUUGUUCGUUUGAGUUUCAUGCUCAUAUUGCCAUCUAAGGGGGAACAUGAAUUGUCCCAAUGUGGAUUUGUUUAUUGAUCCUCUCGCCACUUUGGAAGUCACCCUGUGAGUUUUGUGAGCAACAUGGGCCCCCGGAGCAGUUGGUAGUGGUGGGUGACUGAUUUGGGAUUCACAGUGGGUUUUUUUGGGGGGGGGCAUGGCUCAUUUGUAGGGGGUGAUCUUGUGACUUAUUUCCCCUUAAAGAAAACAUGAUCCCCAAAUGUAGCCAAUGGGAGGGGGUAAGUGGCCAAUAUUCAAGGUUUCACCGUUGUCUUUCAGGAGACGGAUGGUACAAAAAAGGCUUCUAUUACAUCAGAUAAAUUCUAAAGGCAAACACAUCAUUAGUUGGAAGGAAAAUGGAGUUGCCAGUGACAGACUGGUAUCUCGGUCGGCCUCCGACUUGAGAUCGUAGAGGGCAGUCGUGAGAGACGCUGCCAAGUUAACAUUGAUGUUGCCCUAUCCCAAAUCGACCCCUCAGAGAGGCAUGAGUGAGUCGUAAAGCAACAUCCACAUUGCCUUGUGAAUUUUCACCAUGUUGUUAUACCAAUCGAAUCCUCUCAGAUUUACACCAGGGCUUAAACAGGGGGAUUUGGGAUGGGCAUGUUUCAGUAAAAUGUUCAGACUUAAGAGGUAUGAUAACUCUGGUUUGGUUGGUGUGGCUAGGUGUUGCUCAAAGUAAUGAGUGAUGUAUUUUUAAAGAACAAUGGGCAAGCUGAAAGCGAUAUUAACUCGUCAUUAAGUAGAGCACAAUUUUGUUCGAUUGUUUUAAAAAAAAUUCAAAACUAAGUGAAGGGCAAAAUCUGAACCUUUACUGGGUAAAUUGUGAUUGAGCCACUGAUUUAGAAAAAAUUAUGAGUUAUGGGCAAGCUGAUUUGUAGGUCAGUCAAAUGACAGUCACCUCCAGUCAUUCUGAUCUGGUUGAACAUGGACAUUGUUAACCUCUUGAUAAAAAUCAUUGCAAACACCUGCCGAUUGAGCUAUAAAUAACUUUGUAUGAUAAAUAAUAAUGACUCAUAAUUUGUCUAUGAUACAUUGUGGGUUUGAUCCACUCAAACACAGCAAAUGUCUUUGUUCUGAACAUUGAAGAUAGAAAUGCUAUGAAAAGAACUGAUUGAUACACGACAGAGCAGCAUGUAUGUUUUUCAUAAUGUAUUUCUAUCCAAAUGGUGCACACUGAACAUGAUUCCUUUUGAAUGGAAUGGGUUUUUCUUUGAAAUAUGCAUAUUAAGAACAUUCAGAAUUACAGAUUUUUUUAAACCAAAUAUAAUGGUAAAAUGAGACUAGAAAUAAUUGAGACAGUCAAUACUGUACCCUAAAUAAGCUUUUAUUUUAAUUUCUGGUUGGAAAGGGAAUUUACCUUUUCAAAAAGUUCAACUUCAAACAGUAUUUUUAUCUCAGGCUGGACCAGAAAUCCUUGAGCAUCUUAAAUGAGUGGGGAUUCUAGAUCAGCACUUCGACUUAAUCUUAAUGAAAAGUAUAUGUAAAUAAGCAAUACAUGUUAAACAUAGAAAUGUAAUUACUAGAAAAGACAUCCCCAUUCAAUGGUAUAAAGGGAUUUCUCGUUUCAUUCUCAUUCCAUUCAAAGGUCAUACUAUUUCAAAUGUUUCCCUACAGCAUUCAUAGAUUUGCUUACUAUUGGAUUAGUGAAAGGGAUAUUAAAAAUGUCACCUACAUGUUCAAGUGUAAUAAAAAAUCAAAAGCAAAUUAA